Molecule: messenger RNA, 1199 nt
Organism: Calliphora vicina (urban bluebottle blowfly)
Lineage: Eukaryota; Metazoa; Arthropoda; Insecta; Diptera; Calliphoridae
Gene: Decay
Product: Death executioner caspase related to Apopain/Yama
Exons: 4
Coding region: 90-1037 (315 amino acids)
Biological process (GO): proteolysis; positive regulation of neuron apoptotic process; apoptotic process
Cellular component (GO): cytoplasm
Source: RefSeq, a predicted model, not a curated record
UAACUUGUUUACUGUAAAACGAAAAACAAUACAAUUUAACUAUAUAAUUAAUACCUACGAGUUGAAAAAAGAAAACAAAUAAAAAAAUAAUGGAUGAAACCGAUUUAUCGCUGUUCAAAAGUAAUAAGAAAAAAGAUAAACAUGACAAAGCCGAUGCCACAUGCAACGCCAACAACAGCAGCAGCCCUAACAAAGAACAAAUUGAGAAAAAAGUCAUCAUAUCAAGACCCACUGACGAUGAUAUAUACAAUUGCGAUAAUCCUCAGGCGGGAAUUGCUUUGAUUUUCAAUCACAAAGAUGUCAAGGGUCAAAAACAAAGAGUGGGCACUGAACAGGAUCGUGAUACUAUGCAACGAACACUUUUGAAUUACGGCUAUGAUGUGAGAGUUUUCAAUGAUUUGACAUUUGCCGAAUUGAGUGAUGUUAUAAAGAAAACUGCCCAGGAAGAUCAUAGCAACAAUGAUUGUCUGAUAGUGACCGUAAUGUCCCAUGGCAUGGAGGGUAAAGUAUAUGCCCGCGAUAUGCCCUAUCCGGUGGAACGUUUGUGGAAUCCAUUUUUGGGUGAAAAUUGUAAAUCGUUGAUAAAUAAACCGAAAUUGUUCUUUAUACAGGCCUGUCGUGGUGAAAACCUAGAAAAGGCAGUCACAUACGAUGCUUUUGCGCCCAUGUCUCGUACACUCAAUGUAAACGCAGAGCCAGAGAAGCCACCCACAAUCACGUAUGCGAUACCAAAUACAGCCGACAUGUUGGUGAUGUAUUCCACAUUUGAAAAAUAUUACUCUUUCCGUAAUGUUGAAAAUGGUUCGUGGUUUAUACAGAGCUUGUGUACGGUGCUAAAUGAAGCCGCCACCGGUGCGGCCAUUACCAAAGAGGGUGCCGAGUUGUUACGCCUGCUAACUGCCGUUAAUCGUAAAGUGGCCUACGAGUACCAGUCGAAUGCUAAAUAUGAAGCCCUUAAUCAAAUGAAAGAAAUGCCAAAUUUCCUAUCGACCCUGACGAAAACAUUUUAUCUGCGAGUUAAACCUAACAACAGAUAAAUUUUCUACAAAUGAAUCACCAUUUUUUCCACAUAAUUAGACAAAAAUAAAUAAAAUAAAACAACAAAACGAAUCAAAAUUUUAAACAAAUCAAAAUUAUACAAGUAUAAACAAAUAAAUUAAUACCCAUUUGGAUGGAUGGCGUGUGUGUGUGAAAGUGUA